This is a messenger RNA of Nycticebus coucang (slow loris), 1284 nucleotides long. Its product is annotated as protein tyrosine phosphatase type IVA 1-like. Gene Ontology annotation, molecular function: protein tyrosine phosphatase activity. Lineage: Eukaryota; Metazoa; Chordata; Mammalia; Primates; Lorisidae. Bases 614 to 1168 code for a protein of 184 amino acids. Gene Ontology annotation, biological process: protein dephosphorylation. The transcript has a single exon. The record is from RefSeq and is a predicted model, not a curated record. Gene Ontology annotation, cellular component: nucleus.
UUUUCUCUAUCUUUUUUUGCAUAACAAUUAUGACUAACAAUGUUUUGCCAGGUGUCUCUUCUUGAUAAGAACUGAUAUUAUUCUAAUAAAUUCGGGGAUAUUCACAUAAUUAUCCUAUUUUAUUUACAUUGUAGAGUCUGGUGCCUUCCCUGCUACCUGCAUUUCGGCCACCCUGGGACCACCUAUAUGACCAGAUCACAAUCUUCAGUGAGUAAACACACUCCUUCCUGUGGUGCUCCUGAUCAGAAAUUCAUGGAGUUUCUGAGGGGCAGUGGGGAUUUCUGUCACGCACAGCACUGCCUCUGUGCAGACAAGUGAACUGUGGAAAUUCAUUGCUCCUCCUUCGAAGAAACACCCAGAGGACUGAUUAACCUGGACACAGAUUGAAUCCAAAUCUGCACGGUUCUGACCUGGCUGCGGUGGACCUCAGCGCAUUUACUUUCUGUCACCUCAGUAUUAGUGGAGUGAAGACUUGCUGCUCGCGUGCAGGGUCAAUUCAUUUACCAUUUCUUCCAACUCCACACUCAAAGCACUGGGAAUUUCAAGUAGAGUACUUUGAAGUAGACUUCAGUUUCUUCACAUCUUUUCUGAAUUCAAUUUUUAAAAUUAUUUCAUGACCCUCUUGUUUCUUCACCAAACUAAAAUGGCUGGAAGGAACCACCCAGCUCCUACGGAAGUCACGUACAAGAACAUGAGAUUUCUUAUUACACACAGCCCAACCAACGCGACCUUAAACACAUUUACAAAGGAACUUAAGAAGUACGGAGUCACCACAGUGGUAAGAGUGUGUGAAGCAACUUAUGAUGCUGCUCUUGUGGCAAAAGAAGGCAUCCGUUUUCUUGACUGGCCCUUUGAUGAUGGUGCACCGCCACCUCCCCAGAUUGUUGACGACUGGUUGAGUUCUGUGAAAAUCAAGUUUCGAGAGGAGCCUGCCGGUUGUGCUGCCGUCCAUUGUGCCGCAGGCCUCGGCAGAGCGCCGGUGCCCGUGGCUCUGGCGUUGACGGAAGGAGGAAUGAAGUACGAAGACGCAGCGCAGCUCAUAAGGCAGACGCGGCGUGGAGCUUUUAACAGCAAGCAGCUUUUGUACUUGGAGAAGUAUCAUCCUAAGAUGAGGCAGCUGCGUUUCAAACGCUCGAGGGUCCACAAAAACAGCUGCUGCCUUCAGUGAAAUGGGGUUGCUUGACGCUUUUGCCUUGGGAGCAAAACUUGAGAGAGGUCCCCCUUCGUCAUAUGCAUCAGCCAACUUGUAGCCUUGGUGAGAGAGUCCCACGUCUCCAUGGGAGG